This is a messenger RNA of Paramecium sonneborni, 498 nucleotides long. Lineage: Eukaryota; Ciliophora; Oligohymenophorea; Peniculida; Parameciidae. The record is from the annotation of a GenBank genome assembly.
AUGUUAGUUUAAGACGAUUCAGAUUUUUUCAUUAAGCCAAACUCUUACCUGAAAUUGUUAAAGUAAGGUAAACCUAAGACAACAGAGAUGUAGAGAAGGAAACCACAAAAUUUAAUAGGGAGUAAAAAAUAGAUGAAUAUAUUACAUUUCUCGAAGCCAAUGUUCUUAUUAUAAUUUCCUGAGGAGAUUAAGAGCAAUAGAAAUUUGAGUAAAUAUACUUGUAGGAGUUGGAAUGCUUAAUCCUAUACUCCAGAGAGGAAAAAGAUUUUAAUAACUUCACCUAAGGAAUCUCGUUUGGGAUAUAAGAUUUAAAGUAAUUAAGAUUAGGAAGUACCAUAUGAAGUGCAUAGUUAGAUGCCUACUUCUUAGAUCAAUCCGAAAUAUAUAAUAUAGUAGAAAUAAGGUUGUGGAUUGAGUAGACUUCCUAAUUUUAAAUUAUAAAUAAUCAAUCAAUUUCGAAAUCUUAGAUAAUAAAUGAUGAUGAAACAACAAUAAUGA